Drosophila teissieri is the source of this 1223-nucleotide messenger RNA. RefSeq lists its product as uncharacterized. Bases 107 to 1039 code for a protein of 310 amino acids. The record is from RefSeq and is a predicted model, not a curated record. The transcript is spliced from 2 exons. NCBI's taxonomy places the organism in Eukaryota, Metazoa, Arthropoda, Insecta, Diptera, Drosophilidae.
AAGUCACUACGGGCUCGUUGUUAAAAACACUUAUUUUCUGCAUUUGUAUAGUUGAAUCACACUGUAAGGAUAAGAGACAUAUCUACUCAAGAUCACACAGAACACUAUGCAUUGGUAUGGAGUCCUGCAAGGAGUCCUCCUGGCAAUAGCAUCGAUAAUCAUUCUAUGGGUGCAAGGAGUCGUUGCCUUGCCACUGGCUGCAUCCGAUCCAGAGUCACUUAUGAUCGCCCACCUUGGCGAUGUUCCGGCGGAGAGAGCUCCAAGGCAAGUCAAACCAGAUCAGUUCGAUAUUUUCAAGAUGGAUCGGAACUCCAAUGACCAAAUGCAGCAGAAAUCUGACGGCUUCAGAGUAUUCGCAAAGAAACUACAGGACGACCAUCGUCGUAGGGAUGGCUCCAAUGCAACCAGUGCGCCACCAAUUACGGUGACCAAGGGAAGCAUUCCUGCUGCUAAGAAAAUCCAUAAAAGUGGAAUACGACUAUUUGCUUCUCCGCAAGAGGCAGAAGCUCCACCUGCCGAAGCAGGAGCUGGAGGGGCAGCUGAGGGAGGAGCUGAUGCUGGAGGAGGUGGUAAUGAAACAGCCAAAGAGCUGACCGUCAGCGUGGACAAAUUUGUUACCAACGAGCAUGGGGAGAAGGUGUACAAUGCUUGGGGUGUCACCUUCGGUGAUCAAUUCUUCGACACCCGUUUUGGGCCCGCUAAUCAUGAAAUAGCACGGUUGAAAGUGAAUCCGAAACCGGUCACGAACUACUACCCCAAAAUGGAGAAUCUGACCACAGUCUGCUUGAACAGAUCGACCAUCUACAACGAGAUCAAGAUCGAAAAGUGGCUGAUGCGCCACGUCUACAGCAGGAAGAAGAAAGUGCGCCCCUUCGUUUCCUCCCUGCGCCAGCAGCUCUACGAGAAGGGGGACUCGGAGCAGUGCCACAAUGCGUCCUUCAGUGACUGGUUGGAGUACCAGGAGUGCGCCAUUAGACGCAACCAGCGCAUGGAGUACUUCAUCCCCAAAUAUCCGCGACACCAACUUGCCAUUAACUAAGAUCAUCCACGAUCUCUCUCUAUGACUCACUCAAUCUGUCCAAAUUUCAGUUGGAUACUGAAUCAAUCUUUAUCAAAAAUCGAGAAAAUCUUUGUUAUUCGUCUUCUUUCUCUUCAUAAAAAUGCAAAUUCCAAAUAUUUAUUGAUUUAUGGCUGCAGAUAUAAAUAUAUUUUAUUUUCUUAAA